Messenger RNA from Spea bombifrons (plains spadefoot toad), 1370 nucleotides. RefSeq names its product retinol dehydrogenase 7-like. NCBI's taxonomy places the organism in Eukaryota, Metazoa, Chordata, Amphibia, Anura, Pelobatidae. The coding region runs from base 104 to 1063 and encodes 319 amino acids. The record is from RefSeq and is a predicted model, not a curated record. The transcript has 5 exons.
AAAGCUCUGGUAAGAAAGUACGCAAACACAUUUUCAUCCAACCUGAAUCCUCGCUGCACAAAGAAAACUGAUUGUAAGUCAUUAUUAGUUAAACUGCGUCAUCAUGUGGCUUCCAUUGCUGGUCGUGGUGGUGGUGCUGAUCUUCUUGUACAGGUGGCACAAGCAAAGCCAGACACUGGAGAAUCUCUCUAAUAAAUAUGUAUUGAUCACUGGAUGUGACUCUGGAUUUGGAAACCUGCUCGCAAAGCAGCUGGAUCAGCAUGGGAUGCGGGUACUCGCAGCAUGUCUGACAGAGAAAGGAGCUGCCAAUCUAAAACAAGAGACCUCCAGCAGACUGCAGACAGUAAUCCUGGAUGUUACUGAUAGUCAAAGUGUGAGCGCUGCUGCAAAAUGGGUUUCAAGUAUAGUUGGAGAUGCAGGGCUGUGGGGUCUAGUGAAUAAUGCUGGAUUUGGGCACGCAAUUGGCCCUAAUGAAUGGCAAAGAAAGGAAGAUUUUGCCAAGGUGCUGAAUAUCAAUUUUCUGGGUUUGGUGGAUGUGACGCUCAACUUGCUGCCUCUCAUCAGAAGAGCUCAAGGACGCAUUGUUAAUGUUUCAAGCUGUUUUGGAAGACUGGCUACCGUUGGAGGUGGCUACUGCCCCUCUAAAUAUGGUGUUCAAGCUUUUUCCGACAGUUUAAGAAGAGAAAUGCGGGAUUUUGGUGUCAAAGUUUCCAUCAUAGAGCCCGGUGCUUUCAAAACACCAAUGAGUUCUACCGAGCCACAUUUAAACAACUUGAAGCGUUUGUGGGAAAAUGCCCCUGCUGAGAUUAAGGAAGCAUAUGGAAUGGCGUUUUACCAGCAAAAAUACAAUUCUUUGGAGAUACUAACAAGCCGUACCAGUACCAAGUUAAACAAAGUCACAGACUGCAUGGAACAUGCCCUGACUGCUGUUUACCCCUGGACAAGAUACUCUCCUGGUUGGGACGCCAAGUUCUACUACCUGCCUCUUUCCUAUCUUCCCACUGCCAUAUCUGACUACGUGUUAACUCGUUCUGCUGCUAAACCUGCUCAGAGAGAAAAGUAGACAUGAUUAUUCUAAUAACUUUGUAAAUUGUUUCAUUAACCACCCAAUCGCUUUUAAAAAUAGAAGAGGCACGCUGAGUAAUUAAGGUGUUUAUUUCUCAAGAUUAUCUUAAAUGGUAUCUCAAUUAUAAGCUAUCUGGAAGUUUAUCCUGUUCACAUAAAAUGUCCUAUGCCAUUGCCUUAAGACCAAGUUGUAGUGUUUAGGUGGCACCAAAUAAACUCCUUGACCACCAAUGACUACGUUAGAACUUUACUUAAGAGUUGCUGCACAUUUAAGUUUUAAAGGUUCUAAGUAGACUUGUGCAUUC